Molecule: messenger RNA, 1128 nt
Organism: Hemibagrus wyckioides
Lineage: Eukaryota; Metazoa; Chordata; Actinopteri; Siluriformes; Bagridae
Product: heat shock protein beta-7-like
Exons: 3
Coding region: 476-784 (102 amino acids)
Cellular component (GO): cytoplasm; nucleus
Source: RefSeq, a predicted model, not a curated record
AUAAGUAGCUAAUGCCAUUUAAAUAUAUACUAGUAAACAAAAGUCAAUAUAUGCAUUCAACAUAUUUUUUGAGGAAAAGAUUAUUGCUCUCCAUGCAGCAAGUUACAUGUCUAAGGUAUGUUCUUUUAUGCUCUGUGUGUUCUGUUGCUGGAGUUCACUUAAAAAAAAAAAAGAGUAACUGGUGGAGAUAUGAAGGUCAAAUUAACUUGUAAAAGUGUCAGAAUACUAUUCCCUACUAUAGUUUGUAGAGAUAUAACUUAAAAAAAAAUUUUAACUUGAAAUGAAACAAUCUCUUACAUCUCCUUGACGUUUGUUUUUCACCUCUGAUGUCUUCUUCACCCCAAAAUUUCGCAGGUGUAACAUUCUCUACCAACCAGGACAUGGGGCAAAACUCAGGCAGCUUUGCAGACACAGAGGGGAAGCUGGCAUUUCUAGCAUCAGCAUUCUCUGAUGGAAAUGGGAACAUUGAUCCCUAAUGCCACCACAGGCCUCCCACAAUCAAGCAGGAAUAUACAAUGUAUCGGGGAAAAUGUGUGCUGUAGGAGACAUGUACACAUUCACAUUGGAUCUAAGUGCAUUUUCACCAGAGCAAGUGAUAGUUACUUCUUCACAUAAUCUCAUCCACGUUUCUGCUGAGAAGUUGGAAUCAGACGGGACAAUCGUGGACACGUUUUCACACAAAUGCCAGUUUCCAGCAGAUGUAGACCCCAUGUCAGUGACCUCGUCCUUGGGGAGCAGUGGUUCACUGACGGUUAGGGCAUGGAAACAGAAAGCUAAAGUUUAGACAACGAAUAAUUCAAAUACAGUGUACAGUGCAAAGACCACAGUGCAAAGACGUGUACAGACUUGGUCUCUACAAUAUCUGCAGACUUAUAAGUUUCACUCACAUUAUAAAAGUGUUCUUUUAAUUUAAUUCAUUAAUUUUUUUCUUGAAUGUUCUUGCUUGUUGUAAUUUCCCUUUUCUGUGAUGUUCUGAUUUAGAUCUAGGUUAAUAUGGUAAUCUGUAAAAAUCUAGAUAACUAUACAUUAUUAUGUCUUGGUUUGGGCUGUGCUAAUAAAAGGUUUCAUAUUUAAUUCAUGUUUGUUCAUAACAUUUCAUAUUUUUGUGUAAUAUGCAAGCUGUGUGAG